UAAAAUCCGUACAAAACUAAAAGUUGUCUACAAAAGGCUUUUAAAAAAUAUAUAUACAUAAUAAAUUGUCUUAAUUGUGAAAUGUCGUCGAAAAAAUUAUUAAAAGAAGCCCGGGAAGCUAUAAAUAAUAAGGAUUAUCAAAAUUGUGUAAAACUCUGUAAGGAAAUUUUAAGUGAAGAUAGAAAUAAUUAUAUGGCAUUAGUAUUUUUUGGAAUAUCUCUUCAAGAAGUUGGACCCAUUGAACAAGCUCAAAAUGCUUUUAAAAAGGCGAUACAGUUAAACAAUUCAAAUUGGAUAGCUUAUAACGGUUUAGCAAGUUUAUAUGAAAAACAUGGAAAUGAGGAAGAGAAAAAAGAAUUGUUUAAAAUUUAUCAAAUUAUAAUUAAAUUAGAUUGGUAAGUAAUUGACUCAUUUCAGUGG
Messenger RNA from Onthophagus taurus, 420 nucleotides. Lineage: Eukaryota; Metazoa; Arthropoda; Insecta; Coleoptera; Scarabaeidae. The record is from RefSeq and is a predicted model, not a curated record.